GUUUUGGUGCUCUUUGACCCAAUUUUUCUUGUAGAAACUGGUAAACCUGAUAGCUUAGAAGGAAAUAUUUCUUCUCUUGCUGAUGUGCUGUCAACGGGGGUUAUUAUAAUUGCCUUAUUCGAGCUCUAUGAGAGCUCGCUACAAAGCUCACUCACUCUUCACUCUUACUGUGAGAAUCUGACAGAGACUAUUCUUGCUACGAUCUAUAUUGAUCUCAAACGACGUGGAAUGUCAGAUGAUGAGAUUGCUGUUAUUGAUACAUUCUGUUCGCAGUUUGUACUUCAUAUAUUCAACGAAAUCUUGCCAACACGGAAUACAUUUAUUAUUGGCGACUUCCUGUAUUCCAGCGAUAUUCAGAAAGAAAAUCGAGUAAUCGCCACUGAUUCACUAUCUGGAUCGCUACUGUCGACCCCAGUAUCUGCUUGUUACGAAGUUUUGAGGAUGGAAAUAGAAUCUCCUGAUCUUUAUGAGAGUAGCAUUUCUCCUUCAUUGAGCAGAAUGGGGGAGAAAGAUUCUGUGCAGCUCUCUGGAGCCCCAGCAGAAUAUCCAGGCUGGCACAACCAGCCCCUUCUUGAACGUAGGGAAUUCUUAUCUGACUUGGAAUGCAUCCGCACAAGUAUGGAACAGACAUCACGAACUGAAGAACCAUAUGGCAUCGAUGAUUUAAAUCAACUACCACUUGAUGUUUCCCUGGUUGAAACCGAGGCACUUCCGAAAGACAAACCUUUUCCACGCGAGGGCAUUUCUUCCAAGAACGAAGACGUUUUUGCCAGCGAAGAAAAUAUAAAUAGAAGAGAUGAUGUUGGACCACCGACGAAGCCGUCUCUACCAUCGAGCAAUAUCGAGGAGGACUUAUACUGGAAAGCAAAACAUUCAGCGCGAACAAUGUGUGCGAAAGCACGUGAAGUACGAACCGUGCAGAACGAACUCGAUCGUAGUUCCGACGCUCAAAAAAUGGUUGGAAAACGCUAUUUUGGGGCGCAUCUACAAAGACUCAACCACAACGAAUAUGCGAGGGAAGUGCCAGAAGCCACAACUGGAGCAGAUCAAGAAAUGGCCUCCGCUCUAGCCUCUCCAGAGGAAGGCUUACCCAUAUACGAGAGGUCGUCACCACUGUUGGAAGAAGAUGAAACUGCAGCCAUGUCCAAGAUUACUCUUGACGAAGACCAUGACAUGGUUGCAACACAACAGGGAAUUACUGAGCGGCCUCCUUUGCCACGAAGCUUUGUUAUAGAAGAGGAACUGCUAACGCAGGAGGAACUUGACCAUAUUGCUGCAGUACAGCGAGCAGCUGAGGAAGCCUCAUAUGUGAUUUCAAAGGCACAAGAAAUCACGAGGGAAGAGUCAGAAGCCACAUUUGGAGCAGAUCAAGAAGUGGCUUCCGAUCUAGCUUCUCCAGAA
Strongylus vulgaris is the source of this 1401-nucleotide messenger RNA. The record is from the annotation of a GenBank genome assembly. NCBI's taxonomy places the organism in Eukaryota, Metazoa, Nematoda, Chromadorea, Rhabditida, Strongylidae.